AUGGCGGCUGCAACCGACCUGGAUGCAGUGCGCGCGACGAAGGCCACGAAGAUGAUCCAGGUUCAGAUGGAUAGGCAGCUCGAUGCCAUCACGGCUGCUCAGCAAAAGGCGGUGGAGCCCAUCAUCAGCAAGAUCAAGGGCCUGCACGAGAAGCUGAAGCAGCCGGGACAAGCCAAGAAUGUGGUUCCGGGCACCAAAGACAUCCUGGACCUCAUGGCGCAAGCACAGGCCUCUGCCCCCGAGGCCAAGGGCGUGGCGAAGCCCUUGCUGGAGCAGCUGGUUGGCCAUGCGGUCUGGGUUCUUGAGGUGGAGUCCGCCUGGGCGAGUGCCGAGGCUUGCGAGCAGGUCUUGGGCCUCGCCCAACGAAUCGACGAGCUGGCCGUCAAGCUCACGAAAACCCUCGCGGCCACAUGGGAUCCGGCCAUCACUCCCCAGGUCGAGGGCAUCAGGGAUGACAAGGCCCAGGCGGCCUGCGCCCAGCUCGUGGCCGAGGCGGACAAGGAGCUGGCGGCGGACAACGGCGGCGCGGCGUACCACUGCUUGCAGGCGCUCCUGCCCUGGUGGCCACACCUCAAGAAGAGCCACUCCUUGGAGGUUGUUGGCAUCUUCAGCAAGAUGCAGACCUACGCCAGCGACGCGUUCAUGCAGGCCACCGCCGAUGGCCAAACGGCCACGGCCGAGGAGAUUCGAGGCUUCGCAGUGCAGUUUGACGAGCUCCGGGGGAAGUUUGACGGCCUCCCUGCGUCUUCGGGUCGGGCCUUGGGCGAAGUCCUUGAGACCGGCGAAGCCCGGGUCCAGGUGUCCAAGGCCUUGGAGACCAUCGACGCAGAGAUCGCGAAGGAGAAGGACGAUGACGACAAGACCAACUUGAGCCUUGGGAACACAAUUCAGGCUCUCGAGUCCCUGGUGGUGGCUUGGGCUCUGGCCACUUCCAGCGAGGGCGAAGAUCUCCAGAAGCGCAUGCUGAGCAGCUGUGCGGCCCUGGAGGCCUGGACACAAGAGGCCGUCGCCAAGGGCCCUGUGGGCCAAGUGGCGGGCUUGCUCCAGUUUGCGCAGGAGUACGACGGCCGCCGGGCGAAGCUGACGGAUCCGGGCGAGCUGCUGCGGCCGCGUCUGGCCUCGCAGGCCGCCGAGAGGUUUCUGCGCCAAGCCGAGAAUGAGUUGGCGAAGUCCAGCGGCAUGAAGGCAAACGUACUCCUGGAGAGCCUCAAAGCCGCGGCGGCUGCCAUCCCCGGCGAGAGCGGCUCGCCGGAGGCUCGCACGCUGCUGCUGAAUGUCAUGGCUGCCACCCAGGACCGGCUCCUCACAUCCUUUGCAGACAUCCUUACCGACGGAGAGAAUGAGAAGAAGGAGGUGAUGUUGCUGAAGUUCGCAGAGUCUGCCGAUGAGGUGCAGAAGGCCUGCUCAAUCGAUGGGAUGUCGCUCGUGGAGGCAAUGAAGCAGAAGCGGGUCGACACCGCCGACGAGCUGACCAGCAGGCUGAAUGAUCAGCUGUCAGCCGGGAUGAUGUCCGUCACCGGCGAUAUCUGCACACUGGCCAGACUCUGCAAGAAGCUGCCUGCCGAUGCUCCACAGCAGGGGCCUGCCAGGGCAGCAGCCGAGAAGUUCAUUCAGAAGGCCUCCCAGAGCCCGAGCGGGGCGGAAGAAGCCCUUCAGGGCAUCGAAAGCCUGGAGCAGGCCCUCAUAGACCUGGGAUGCAAGACCGCUGGGUUCCGGGAGGAGCUGGUCUCCCAGGUGUUGCGUUCUCACCUGGCCACAGCUCGGGCAGAAACGACCUCGGACGCACUGGGACGAGAACUGGGACUCUUGGAGCAGAUCUGCCGCAACAAUGACGUGCCCGCCGCGGUUCUCGCAGAGAUCCAGGCAUUCGUGGACGAGCUGCCGGACACCAUGCUGGCCAUGAUGAAAGCGGCUGGCAAAUCGGGCGCGCAAGGCGUUUUGGAUGCCGGAGCGCUGGCCGAGAAGCUCGCAGUGGCCGUGAGCAGAUCAGAGGCCGGCGCUGCUCUCAGCUCGAAGCUGCAAAGCGCCCAGAAGGUGGUCUCUUCGCUGGAGCUCGCCACGGCAGAGCUGCAGAAGAGUGCUGGGAUGAACCCGCGCACCGUGGUGGCCGUCCUGAAGGACCUGCCGCCGCAGCUGCAGCCGAUUAUGGGCUCCCCGGCAUACGUGCAGGGCAUCAGUGAGGUGAUCGAGCAGUUCAAGGGCAAGCUACGCGAUGCCUGUGGAAAGGCCCAGGAGGCCGAUGCCGCCACGCGCGAGAAGAAGGUGGCCGCGCUGCUUCAGUUGGCCGAGGAGGGCGACGCCGCGCAGAGGGAGCUGGCUGCUCUGGGGCUGCCUGGGCCUUUCAAGGUGGACAGCUUUGCACAGGUGAUCCACGGCUUCGUGAUCCAGUGCGGCUUGGAGGCGGCCGAGGCGGAGCUCUCCAAGGAGACGGGCAUGAACCCCAAGGCAGUGCUGGCGGGACUGGCGGAGGCGAGCAAAGCCUUGCCACGCCUGGAUCCCGAACUUUCCUCCGACUGCGAUGCUGAGGGACUGCGAACUCGGGCCAUGGAGUCUUGUGACAAAGUGAGCAAGCGGAUGAUCGAGUCUCUGGAGGAGGCGGUGACCGCGUCCAACGAAGCCAAGCAGAAGGCGCUGCUCAGCUUCGCCAAGGAGUUCGAUGCCGCCUGCAGUGGUCUCACCAGCAGUUCUCUGGAAGCAGAACUGCAGACACGCGCGCGAGUCUAG
This is a messenger RNA of Symbiodinium natans, 2724 nucleotides long. NCBI's taxonomy places the organism in Eukaryota, Dinophyceae, Suessiales, Symbiodiniaceae. The record is from the annotation of a GenBank genome assembly.